AGUUGUUGACAGGGGACCAAAUGUCCCAAAUUGAUGACAUCACGCUCUCAGCGAUCGAUUUUGGCCUACAAGGCUAUAUGGGUACCCCCUCCGUGUCUAGGGCUCAUCCUAAGAAAAAGAAUUCCUCGAAGACGCCAAAACGUGGGAAGAAGGUAAUUGAACACAUUUGUAGUUGUACAAUUGUUUGAAAAUGUUGAAAUCAAGUAUUAGUUGGGGUUUGAAGAUUGAUUAGUGUUUUUUUGUCUAUUUUACAUGUACAACGACCAUUGAGCUAUGUGGAUUUGUUGAAUGCACCUGAUUUGCCCAUGGAUCAAGAGAGAGAGGAGGAAAUAUCAAUACCUAUUUCAUCAAUGACGAACCCUCCUCCGUGCACUAGAGAAGCAUCUCAGGAUCCGGUAAUAGCGACAGUUUCUCCAUCGAUGGUGAGCCAUCCUCAGUCCAUUGAAGAAGCAUCUCAGGCACAGACCCCUUCGCGGUACGACCAUAACGUGGAUCCAUUUAAGUAUGUCUUCAAGAAAACUCCUAAGAGUGAUAAGGAGAGGAGAGCGAAGACAUUAGCUCCUAGAUCAGUCAAUGAGAGCCACGUACUGCAUCAAAGAAGCUUGAUUUUGAUGAUCCACCACAAGUUUAGGAUCAUAUAGUGUUAUUUUUGGUCAUAGAAUGACCAAUACAUGUAGAUAUAUCCUAUAUUUUUAUUGUAUAUCUAUUUGGACAUGGCAUAUGCCACAUUUUUGUAAUACUUGUAUUGACU
This is a messenger RNA of Cryptomeria japonica (Japanese cedar), 751 nucleotides long. RefSeq lists its product as uncharacterized. The coding region runs from base 306 to 641 and encodes 111 amino acids. The record is from RefSeq and is a predicted model, not a curated record. The transcript has 6 exons. Lineage: Eukaryota; Viridiplantae; Streptophyta; Pinopsida; Cupressales; Cupressaceae.